This is a messenger RNA of Echinostoma caproni, 1347 nucleotides long. NCBI's taxonomy places the organism in Eukaryota, Metazoa, Platyhelminthes, Trematoda, Plagiorchiida, Echinostomatidae. The record is from the annotation of a GenBank genome assembly.
AUGAACGAAGCUCAUUCAGCUUCGGAUGUUCUGUUCAAUGCAGUUACAUCCUUAAUAAAUUCCGAUGAUGUGCAACAAAUAAUCGUUGAUCAAGAAAUGAUGCUUAACAAGUUUGAGAAGACCAAUGAAAUGCUACGUACUGUUUCCGAGCUUUCUGUUCAUCGAUAUAAAAUUUUAUCUGCGGAGUUACUUGCUCAUUCUCAAAAACUAACAAUCAUUCGCAAGGAUUUGAAUGGCAUUUUCAAACGAAUUCGCACCUUACGCGCUCAACUAGAUUCAAAGUUUCCUCUCGAAAUGCAACAAGUGUCUGAGCAUCUGACAUUCCCCGAAGACAGUGAUGAAGAAGGCACAACUGGUAUGCCAAUGGAUGUCAAUGCGGGUUUGACGUUGACCGCGUUUGCGCACUUGUUGAUUUUCGACUUGUUGUACAUAAUCGUGGCCUUGACUAGUUUGUGGGCAAAAAGAAAACACGCCUCGCUGGAUGGUUACACACUUGGGUAUGAACGAUUCGAAGUGGUUGCCGUCUUCUCUGCCACAAUUUUAGCCAUCGCUUCAUCGUUUUUCGAAAUAAAGGAAGCCGUGGAGCGCUUUUUCGAGCCUUCGCAUGUUCAGAUCCAUUAUCUCCUGGCUGCAUCUCUAGUAGCCCUGAUCGUGCAUAUUGUGGCUAUAUAUGGAGUUGAAAAUCCGGCAUUUAGCCACGUGAUUUUGGCCAGUGGUUCCAGUUGGCUCCAGGAGCACACCACCGAUAUCAGCCGCACGCUUUGUCGCAUUGUGCCCGGUUUGGCACGCAUCUUGUUACCCCGCGUGAAUCCGUUCGCCCUGGUCGGUGUGUCUGCUGCCAGUGUGGUUGCAGCUGUGUAUUGGGUGAUGCGUGCUUCACAGAAUUCAGAAGCGAUUCACACGCAUCACGAACAUUCAGCGCCCCACGAACACGCACCCGAUCCACUGCCGGACACCAUCGGUGGUAUGGUUAUCUCACUGAUGUUGUUCGGCACGAUGGUGCCCAUGAUGUUGUACAGUUAUCCACAAUUGAUCCGCUCAAAGAAAACCCUGUUUGAGUUCCUCUCUUUGCCUUUCGUUUUCACACCUAGUGGUCGGAUUCUCCUGCAAACAGUUCCAGCCCAUUUGGUUGGUCCGUUGGACAAGGCAUUUCGUGAAGCGUCCACUGUAGACGGUGUUUUAGAAUUGCGCAACGAACACGUAUGGUCGGUCGGUUUUGGGAAUCUUGCUGGAAGUCUCUAUGUCCGGGUGCGGCGUGAUGCGAACGAGCAGCUUGUGCUUGCCCAUGUGCAUAAUCGCUUGAGCAGCUUGGUGAAGUAUCUAACCGUACAGGUACGUCUACUUUGA